Molecule: messenger RNA, 2176 nt
Organism: Drosophila serrata
Lineage: Eukaryota; Metazoa; Arthropoda; Insecta; Diptera; Drosophilidae
Gene: mus302
Product: mutagen-sensitive 302
Biological process (GO): interstrand cross-link repair; protein ubiquitination
Cellular component (GO): nucleus
Molecular function (GO): protein binding; ubiquitin-protein transferase activity
Source: RefSeq, a predicted model, not a curated record
UUUAGGCGUAGCUUCCGACGCCUUUGCAAUUAAAAUCAUAAAAACUAAAACACUCGAUGCCAAACGCUUCUCCGCAUUGAUCUCUACUGUUUCUGAGGAAGUGCACUGAAAGAAGCCGGGGCACGAAGCCUGAAAUGCUGGAUGAGGAAGGACGAUGGGAGAUUUUAUUAAUCCCGAUGAUGGGGAAUCCAGAGAGGAUGCCGAGCCUGCAGAGCCUUUAGGGGCGCCUAGGGAUCAUGGUUUUGUUGAUCCCGUACCUGAGCCAAAUCAGGACCAACCCGACGUAAAUGAGGAUUCACAGGAAGUGCCAGGCGAGCCUGUCAUUGACCAGGAAGAACAGGAACAACCUGAAGGCGUUGGGGAUGCGCCUCUUCCGGUUUCUCCCAUUGAAAAUGCUCAACCCGUGGCUAGUCCACCAACCGGUUCCCGGCGGUCUCGUGGCGAGGAUUCCGCUGUGAUCUCACUGGACACUCCGUCGCCACCAAAGAAACGCAAGCGCGGCUCCCCCGCAUCCAAUUCUAGCUCUAAAAAAUCGUCCCCAGAGGCCAAACUUGCCUGUCUGGACCAAGACGAUGACGAUGGCAUGACUUGUCCCAUUUGCCUGGAACACUGGGAGAUGUGUGGCGAACAUCGUCUGGUCUCGCUGCGUUGCGGCCAUCUCUUUGGCGAGUCCUGCAUCCGUCGUUGGCUAGGCGAAAGCCAGCGUCAGUCCUCUGUAAAAGUGUGUCCGCAGUGUAAGACGAAAGCCACAUACCGCGACAUCCGUCAUCUGUAUGCCAAAAAGAUCCAAAUGCUGGACACGGGUAUUAAAACGCAGCUGGAGGCGGAGCGCCGGCGCAAUCAGGAAUUGACUACGGAGCUGGCCACGUCGAAGCUGUGCAACGCCCUCGCUUCUGAGAAGCUGUUAGUGCUGCAGGCUAACUACGAUCGCAUGAAGGAAUUGGUUAGAGUGGGCGGCGUUCGUGGAGCCUUUGCGGAGGAGGCAACCGGCAGCAGUGGGCUCUUGAGCAUCCACCAGUUGGCUUCCCAUCGCCUGUAUAUGGAGAAGAACUUUGAGAUCACCCGGGAACCGGGCUGUCGGGUGCUGCUCUUCUCCGCCAAGCACUCGGUGCUGGUGGCCUCGCAGAAGAGUGCCCAGAAUCUGUUUCCCGGCUACGGAAUGCGCUUCAUUGAUCCACCUAGCUUUAAGCCAUUGCAUUUCCUGCAUACCUCGGCCUUGCUGGUCAGGGAUGCGGCGUUCAGCGAGUCGCAGCAGCUGCUUGCGGUGGCCAGCCGGGAGCCGAAGAUCAAGCUAUUUGACAUCCGCACGCGUUUAUGCUCGUCCAUGUUUUCGGCCCACGACAAGAUGCUGUGGUCGUGCGCCCUGGAUCGUAACGAGCGUGAGCAUUUUCUCUACACCGGCGACUUGCGAGGAGGAGUCUACAUUUAUGACCUGCGCUUUCCAGAGAACAUACUCUGCGAAUUCCAAGCCAAUGAUAACUUUAGUCCUGUGAUACACAUAGUUACGGUGCCACCGAAUAAGACUUUUACCAGCGGCGGCUUUCUGGUCUGCCAGCUGACAGCCCUCACAUUCUACGAGUACGCGUCAGCCAGCGAUACGGCCGUGCCCACCCGGCUCAACGUGGAAGGGCCAUUCCUGUCCUUGCAAUACGAUGCCUUGCUGGACACGCUGCUCAUUUCAGUUAGAGCCAAUUCAAAUAUACCUCAUUCCCGCUUCAUACUCGGCCAGCUGGAGAAGAUGGAUAAUACGCCGGUGCUGAAGGUUAAGGCCACCAUUUAUGGCUCCCAGUCCACACCCGUAAUGACACGUCCUACGCAACUGGGCGUCGAGGAUAACACAUUGGUGUUGGGCUAUCUGCAGGACAAAAAGGUGUUGAUGAUGCAUGAUGUGCGGCGUGAGGAACGCGUCCAGACAAUGCCCGUUAACGAGGUGAUUUAUGACAUUUGCCCGGUGGCCACACAGGCGGGAUCCUAUCUGGCCGCCCUCACCGACAACAAGUGUCGCGUCUACAAGGUGAAUAGUUCCAAACGUUGAGACGUGCCAUCCAUCCUAGCCAAGUUAGGGUAGAACAACUGACUGCAGCUAAUUGAACUUAGUAUUAGUUUUUUUAAUUUUUAAGUUUUUCAUUUAUUAUAAACAUUUUGUGAACAUAAAUGUACUUUCCAAUUUCUCUCA